Messenger RNA from Jatropha curcas, 2399 nucleotides. RefSeq names its product serine/threonine protein phosphatase 2A 57 kDa regulatory subunit B' kappa isoform. The record is from RefSeq and is a predicted model, not a curated record. Gene Ontology annotation, biological process: signal transduction. Lineage: Eukaryota; Viridiplantae; Streptophyta; Magnoliopsida; Malpighiales; Euphorbiaceae. Gene Ontology annotation, cellular component: protein phosphatase type 2A complex. Gene Ontology annotation, molecular function: protein phosphatase regulator activity.
UUAUCAAACUGUUUACAGAAUUAAAUAUAGACAGUAUUCCAUUUUUCCUAAACGCUUGGUAGUGCUGGGUGGUGGUUACUGGUGACUGGUACCUGCAAUUCUCAGAAAAUGCCACACCUCUUAUUCUCUUCAAUCGAGGUGCUUCCUCCUUUUUUUGAUCCUUCAUGGAGAUCCAUCAAUACCCAAAAGCCCAUAAUCUAAAAUAUCCUCUCCAUUUACUAAAAAAGUAGCCUACUUUCACACUCAAAUCCCUCCACCAUUUUCAUUUCUUUGCUUAAAGAUCCCUCUCUCCUUCUCUUUUAACAGUUAACACCCUCUCAAGAUAACACACAGUUUGAUGAAGUUACUGUUUUUUAUAAUCAAGAUCUGGGUUUUGUCUGCUUGAUUCGUGCAUGUAUAUAUCUGCUGAAAGUUGCUGCAUUUCCGCCAUGCUUAAACAGAUUUUAAGCAAAAUCCCAAGGAAGUCCUCAAAAUCUGAUCCAUUGGAUUCUGAUUCUGGAAACAGUUCUACCAAUUGGGGGAACGGAAUCCCAUGUACCAACAGUGGGAAUUCUUUUUCGAGUCGAUUAAAUGUUGUCAAAAGGGUAUCUUCAGCAGUCUUCCCUGCAAGCAUUAUGUCUGGGGCAGAGGCAGUGGAGCCUCACCUAUCCUUCAAAGAUGUUUCAAACAUGCAGAAGCAGAACCUUUUUGUUAGUAAAUUAAACUUUUGCUGUGAGGUUUGUGAUUUUAGUGAUCCAGAUAAACUUGCUGCUCAGCAAGAGCUUAAACGUCAGACACUGAUGGAUCUUGUUGAUUUUGUUUCUUCUGGAUCUGCAAAGUUUACUGAAUCUGCAAUGGCUGCAAUGUGUAAGAUGUGUUCAAUGAACCUAUUUAGGGUAUUCCCCCCAAAGUGUCGUUCCAAUAACACAGGUGGAGAAACUGAGGAUGAAGAACCAAUAUUUGAUCCCGAUUGGUCAUAUUUACAAUGUGUGUAUGAUCUACUACUGCGUUUUAUAAAUGCUGUUGAUGCAAAGGCAGCAAAAAAGUAUGUAGAUCAUGCUUUUAUUUUGAGAUUACUUGACCUUUUUGAUUCUGAGGAUCCAAGAGAAAGAGACUGUUUGAAAACAAUUCUGCAUAGGAUUUAUGGGAAGUUCAUGGUGCAUCGGCCUUUUAUUCGAAAAGCAGUUGGCAAUAUCAUCUAUAAUUUUGUUUUCGAAACUGAACGUCAUAAUGGAAUUGCAGAACUACUGGAGAUUUUUGGAAGUGUUAUUAGUGGGUUUGCCUUGCCAUUGAAAGAGGAACACAAGAUGUUUCUAUGGAGAGCUUUGAUUCCUCUACACAAGCCAAAAUCAGUAGGUGUGUAUCAUCAACAAUUAACAUAUUGUGUUGUACAGUUUAUAGAAAAGGAUCCAAAAUUGGCUAGUACUGUGAUUAAGGGACUGUUGAAGUACUGGCCAAUAACAAACAGCCAGAAAGAGUUGAUGUUUAUAAGUGAGAUAGAAGAGAUUUUGGAAAUGACUAGCAUGGAUGAGUUUCAUAAGGUCAUGGUUCCACUGUUUCGACGUAUAGGCUGCUGCCUCAAUAGCUCCCAUUACCAGGUGGCUGAACGAGCUCACUUACUAUGGAACAAUGAGCGCGUCCUAAAUCUUAUUGCACAUAACAGGCAGGUGAUUAUGCCUCUUGUCUUCUCAGCUCUUGAGCGGAACACACAGAACCACUGGAAUCAAGCAGUGCUCAACCUUACACAGAACAUUAGGAAGAUGUUCUGUGAAAUGGAUGAAGAGCUAAUGCUCGCCUGCCAACGUAAGUUGGAGGAGGAAGAUUCCAUGUUAAGUUUGAAAGCUGAGAAGCGGAGACUGACUUGGGAACGCCUUGAAAAUGCUGCAGCGGGUUUCCGACCUGCAGCUGAGAACAUUAUGGCUCCAGUAAAACCUGCAGCCACAUGUUCUGUUGCCUGCUAAUCGCAUGAUCAACACCCUUUGGUAAAGAAACAACCAUAUAUUAGCAGCUCUGAUUGCAGCACUGGAAAUGAGUUCUCGAAAUAGGAAGGAGUUUGGGAUGCUAGUAUAUGAUUCUUUUGCGUAUGUGCUAAGAAUGUUGUAUUAUAAUUGUGUUAAAAGUAGUACUGCUGCUGCCUUGAAGGUUUGUUUGGCAGAAGGGGGGCUGUUCGCUGCGCUGCUGGAAGUACAACCCCCCAUAGCUUGCAAUUAUGUGUAUUGACAUAUCUUCUAGGGUCACCAGAAGGGCAAAUGCUUGUUUUUUGCCCAUAUUUUAUUCUUUUAAGAGCUGUAAUUUAUCUCCCUGAUCUAAAAAUGGAGAUAUUGCUGUUAUCCUUUAGCAAGGAUAUUCAAGCUGUUUGCUUUGUUACACCUUGAACAAGUUGUAUAGCUAAUUCCAUUUCUUUUCUCUUCACCACAAAA